AUGACCACCGCUACUACGAGAUCCGCGUAUAAAGACCAGGAAGUUGUAAAUAUCAAGGAAAUCUACCUCGGUACUCCUACCGACCCCAACACACUCUCCCCAACACAAAUCCCCCAACACAAACCUCCAACACAAUCCCUCAACACAAACCUCCAACACAACAUACUCUCCCCACCACAAUCCCCAACACAUUCUCCCCAACACAAUCCCUCAACACAAACCUCCAACACAAUCCCCAACACAAACCUCCAACACAAUCCCCCAGCACAAACCUCCAACACAAUCCCCAACAAAACCUCCAACACAAUCCCCCAACACAAACCUCCAACACAAUCCCCCAACACAAACCUCCAACACAAUCCCUCAACACAAACCUCCAACACAAUCCCCAACACAAACCUCCAACACAAUCCCCCAACACAAACCUCCAACACAAUCCCCCAACACAAACCUCCAACACAAUCCCCAACACAAACCUCCAACACAAUCCCUCAACACAAACCUCCAACACAAUCCCCAACACAAACCUCCAACACAAGUCCCCCAACACAAACCUCCAACAAAAUCCCCAACACAAACCUCCAACACAAUCCCCAACACAAACCUCCAACACAAUCCCCAACACAAACCUCCAACACAAUCCCUCAACACAAACCUCCAACACAAUCCCCCAACAUACUCUCCCCACCACAAUCCCCAACACAUUCUCCUCAACACAAACCUCCAACACAAUCCCCAACACAAACCUCUAACACAAUCUCCGAACACAAACCUCCAACACAAUCCCCAACACAAUCCCCAACACAAUCCCCAACACAAACCUCCAACACAAUCCCCAACACAAACCUCCAACACAAUCCCCCAACACAAACCUCCAACACAAUCCCCAACACAAUCCCCAACACAAUCCACAACACCCAAUCACCCAUACCAAGUACCUUUCAUCACGGACGUCCUUAA
Penaeus monodon (black tiger shrimp) is the source of this 960-nucleotide messenger RNA. RefSeq names its product extensin-like. Bases 1 to 960 code for a protein of 319 amino acids. The transcript has 2 exons. The record is from RefSeq and is a predicted model, not a curated record. NCBI's taxonomy places the organism in Eukaryota, Metazoa, Arthropoda, Malacostraca, Decapoda, Penaeidae.